Aspergillus pseudotamarii is the source of this 2215-nucleotide messenger RNA. Its product is annotated as glycerophosphocholine acyltransferase. Lineage: Eukaryota; Fungi; Ascomycota; Eurotiomycetes; Eurotiales; Aspergillaceae. The record is from RefSeq and is a predicted model, not a curated record. Bases 364 to 2001 code for a protein of 545 amino acids. The transcript has 3 exons. Gene Ontology annotation, biological process: phosphatidylcholine biosynthetic process.
GACGCGUGCACACGGAGAACCUCAACUUCCAACUUGUCCUCAACAUCUUCCCUUUCCUCGUUUCGCUCCCCACACUUUGUGGUUUUCGGUCACUCGUCUAGCUCUAACGGUGGUCAUGCGCUUGGAUCGCUGAAGGAGACUGGAGGAUUUGGAACAUUUGAGUGUGUAUUGAAAGUUUGGAACCAACCUGUCUACUGCGCUCGUCCGAGUAAGUACUUGGUUAUUUAUAUCGGUCCUUCAUAGAUUGAUAUGGUACCCACUGGUCCUUAAUUUCGAUGUCCCUUCCCUGAAGAUAUCAGAUCAUCUGCUUGUGAUAUUUGAUUGGGAUUAUCAGAUCUGGCUGAUCAUACCUCGUGGACAAUCAUGGGGAUGCUAACGUUCGCUCGCUUUCUUACUAGACCCUAUCCUCACUACCGUGACGGCCCGACGAUAUUCUCUUUCCAACAGAAACUCAUCAUGGAGGACGGCGCCUCCUACUCGACUGGUGACUCGCCUGAUCUCCAGGCGAUCCCAAGUGAUGACAUGCUGUCGGACUUGGACGAUGUUGUAGGAUCCUCUGAUAGCUUUUAUUCGCCAUCUGGCACACCAAGAAGGCCUUCCUUCUCUUAUCAGGAUGAUUGGGAGACUUUCCCCCCAUUGGAUAAGUUAACUGUCUUCGACUUGCUCGACAACUUUUCACUGUCCCAAAAGCUCGAAAAGUUACAGCAUACCAUUAAUAUGCAGAAAGAAAAGAUGAAAAAACAACGGGAGAAGUUGAAGUACACCUCCGCAACCGCAAAGGAUCGCGUGGUGGGAGAAUGGAAAAGGCGAGUCCCUACUGCGGACGAGCAGCUUGACAAGUAUCGCCGCCGUAUGAAGGUCGGUGUUGAGCGCCUGGGAAAGCAGUGGAACGCAACCGCGACCGUUACACUACGUGAGAAGAUCUCGUUUAUUGCCGGUGUCCUCAACAUUUUCUUCAGUGGCUAUCUCAUUGGCGCCCAUCCGGAGUCUUUCUAUAUCUGGUUCACCAUACAGCUGGCCUACUUCAUGCCGAUUCGAUACUAUAGAUAUCACGCGAAAGGCUAUCAUUACUUUUUGGCUGACCUGUGUUAUUUCGUCAACCUGUUAUGCAUGUUGAGUAUUUGGGCCUUCCCGAAUUCCAAGAGACUUUUCAUUAGCGCGUACUGUUUGACUUUCGGAAACAACGCUGUCGCGAUCGCUAUGUGGCGAAACUCCCUUGUAUUUCAUAGUAUGGACAAGGUUGUGAGUCUGUUCAUUCAUAUUAUGCCACCAGCAGCCUGGCAUUGUAUUGUUCACUUGACUUCUGCGGAGACCUUGAAGGAGAGGUUCCCUGCGAUCUAUGACAUCAAGUUCAGUGAGCCUGGGUCACCGGACCACUUUUCGCUCCUGUCUAUGAUGGUCUGGGCGACGGUACCCUACACGAUAUGGCAGUUAUCCUAUCAUUGCUUCAUCACCGUGCGGCGUGCCGAGCAGAUUGCCGCAGGACGCCCGACUAGCUUUACAUGGCUCCGCAAAUCGUAUGCGAAGGCUUGGAUUGGGAAAAUAGUUUUAAGCCUACCCGAAUCGUUACAGGCUCCUGCCUUUAUGCUGAUCCAAUACUUCUAUGCGAUUUUGACGAUGAUUCCAUGUCCGCUCUGGCUAUGGUCCCGCUGGGCUAGUGGGCUAUUCCUGACUGCGCUUUUCAUUUUGAGCAUCCACAACGGCGCAACAUAUUACAUUGAUGUUUUUGGCAAGCGAUUCCAGAAAGAACUAGAAGCGUUGAAAAAGGAUGUCGCACGGUGGCAGUCUUCUCCUGAAGGCACAGCUAGCCCGACUAUUUUGACAUCAGACAGCGCUGUUGCCACUGGGACGCACAUCUUGGAUGAUUCUAAAGGCACCGCAAAGAAUGGAGGAUCCGACAAGGCAAGCAUUGAUAAAAUUCCUCUGCUUGACUCUAGCGUGACGGCGAGCGGCAUAGAAGAGGCUGCUUCCGGUUCCCCGUCAGUGCGAGGGAGGAAAUAGGUGGACUCGAAGUCAUGCAAUUUUGACUUAAUGAUACCCAACUUCCUGGUCAGUCGUUCUCUGUCAUGAUGUUUCACGACAUACACGCUAUUCAUAUAUAUAUCCGCUCUUGUUUAGUAGCUGAAACCGUAAGUGUUUGUCUUUUUUGUUAUGUACUGCCAUAGAGUGCCGAAUAAUAUUGUUUUCUGUCUAUCUUCAAGUUCCUCUAUUUUUU